This is a messenger RNA of Knipowitschia caucasica, 924 nucleotides long. The record is from the annotation of a GenBank genome assembly. NCBI's taxonomy places the organism in Eukaryota, Metazoa, Chordata, Actinopteri, Gobiiformes, Gobiidae.
AUGACAGUUCACAUGAUCCACCAGCACAUCUCCCUUCGUGGACUUCUGCAUCCCCGAGUGUGUGCUCAUCUGUGGAGAACGGGGAUAGAGAUGGCCAGACCCAGUUCAGAUAUGGCGGCCUUCAGAGAGACUUUCUCCAAAGCAAAGAAUAUCGUGGUCCUGACCGGAGCAGGGGUCAGUGCUGAGAGCGGAGUGCCCACUUUCAGAGGAGCUGGAGGUUUCUGGAGAACAUGGCAAGCACAGGAACUUGCGACUCCAAAAGCCUUUUCUCGGAAUCCCUCUCGUGUGUGGGAGUUUUAUCACUACAGACGAGAAGUCAUGCUCACCAAAGCGCCCAAUCCAGCGCACCUGGCCAUCGCAGAAUGUGAAGAACGACUGAGAAAACAAGGACGUGAAGUGACUGUCAUCACUCAGAACAUAGACGAGCUCCACCGCAGAGCUGGCUCCAAGAAGGUCCUGGAAAUACACGGAAGCCUCUUCAGAACCCGCUGUGUCACCUGUGGCCAUGAAGCUCCCAAUCACCAAAGCCCCAUCUGCAGCGCCUUGGAAGGCAAAGGAGCUCCUGACCCUGAAACACAAGAAGCCCGGAUCCCUGUUGAGCUAUUGCCUCGAUGUGAACACAAAGAUUGCAAGGGUCUUUUGAGACCAGCUGUUGUGUGGUUUGGAGAAACUCUGGACUCGGAAAUCCUCGCACAAGUUGAGAAACUAAUGGAGAGCUGCGACUUGUGCCUUGUGGUCGGCACUUCUUCUGUUGUGUACCCCGCAGCCAUGUUUGCUCCUCAGGCUGCAGCGGCAGGAGUCCCAGUUGCAGAAUUCAACAUGGAAGACACUCCGGCUACAAUGCGCUUCAGGUUCCACUUUAAUGGCCCCUGUGGUACCACUCUGCCGCCUGCUUUGGCCCGCCACGAGACAGAAGAGCAGUGA